Molecule: messenger RNA, 3174 nt
Organism: Hippopotamus amphibius kiboko
Lineage: Eukaryota; Metazoa; Chordata; Mammalia; Artiodactyla; Hippopotamidae
Gene: NPAP1
Product: nuclear pore associated protein 1
Exons: 4
Source: RefSeq, a predicted model, not a curated record
AUGUUGUUUUACCAAAUUUCUAAAAAAGAAGUGAAGAAAGAACCUACCUGCCAGGAAGGGACGUUGUGGGGCACAGCAUCCAGUCAGGUCAGGGCUCUGCAUCCCGUGCUCAGAAACCUUCGCCUCCUGGCUGGUGGUGAUGCUGGCAGCGGGGCAGCCAUAGACAAGGCGCUCUUGGCUCCAGGCCUCGCAGAGAAGCUGGGGAGGUGCCCGGAGGAGGUGGGCCACACCCUGGCAGGAACUGGCUGGCUCCCGCACUCAGCUUUGAGCAGGCGCUGGCCUCUGGGACCCAGGGCAAAACACACUCAAGUGCGGAGGGGGAUGCAGGAUCAGUGCCUGGGCAGGGAGAGCUCUGGAGGAGGAGGUCUCCGCACUGCGGCCCAGUCUCCGCCCAUCUGGUGCCAAACACCUGCCACCCACAGCCAGAAGUCCCAGCUGCUAGAAAGUCCAGAAGGGGUCGAGCCCUGGGGCCCAGCCCUUUGCCCUUUGGCGCGGUUUCUUCAUCUGCUGGGCUUGCGUAUGGGCAAUUUACUUUGUACAUUUCGUACCCGCCUCCGCCGCAGGCCCCAGCUGGGCUGUCGCCCACUGGCUUUGCCCCCUCGGGAUGCUGCCACGUCUGACAGGGACCACCCCGCUGCUCCAGCGCCUGCCUUCUGCCCAGGUCACAGGCUGCUCCACCGGGAUCGAGUGCCUUUAUCCUCUGGCUUUUACAUCGCGCCAAAAAUGCAGUAUCCCAUUCAGCAGGGCAGGUACUCCAGUCUGGGAAUUCUUCCCUUGGUGAGGUGGAGGGACUCGCCAAAGAAGCCCGUGCUGUCUGCUCAUAAUUCCAUGAUGUUCGGUCAUUCGAGAACCAUCAAGAUCCCUCCACCGGGGCGCAAGUUUACUCUCCUGCAUGCAGCACCUGAGCAGGUAGUCAGGGCUAGGAAGGCGGUACCAUCCAGGGGGCUCCCACUUCCUUCCCCAAAGGAGAGUGAGGCGAAGGUCCAAGAAGAGCCCAGAAAAGGCAGGCCAAAGAAGGAGGAUCCCACAAGGUCCGAAGAGCAGGACGGUGGGAAGACGGGCUGCAGCAGUACAGGGGGUAUCCCAUUGACAUCUGGGCCCCAGGAGACCAAUGGAGUCCUCACUUCCCUCGAGGGUAGUUCUGAGCCUCUGCACCUCCUUCCGCGGCACCCAGGAGGCAAGCUGAGUGAGAGCGCCCGGAUGUCUCCAACGAGCUCCGCCUCAGAAAGCCAGGCCAUCCGCUCCCGCUGCCCUGCUGGAGACGUCCUGCCCCCUGGGAAGCCUCAUCCCCCUGCCGCGGGGCUCUCUGCCCCAGCCCCAUGCUGCUCCCUGCUGCCGGAGAGGCCAACCCAAGAAGCGCUGGGUGGAGACCGCCAGCCCGGCUCACCAGCCUCCCGGAUGUCUGGGAAGGAGCUGCAGGGUGAAACAUCUUCAGACAACCCAUCCAGAAGCUCUCCUUCCCUGGCAUCUACCAGCAGCAGGCCCUGCAAGCGGAGGAUUCCGCAGCCGCAUCUUCUGCCGCUGCCGCCCCCGCUGCUGCACUGGGGUAGAGGUGAGCUGCCCCCGCCCCCCAAGCUUCCACGCAUAGCUCCUGCCGAACACCCGGGCACCUUGGAGAACAGCACUGGCUGUCAGCGGAACAAGAGCCCGAAGAACAUAAGGAAGGUCAAGGAAGACGGCAGUGCCCCUCAGCCGGCCCCUUCUCUCUCCCCACCUGCCGCAGAGACUGCAGGCUCCCUGCCCACGGCCACUCACUCGCACGGCCCUUUUCAUUCAGUCAUAGUCACACCACCUCUUAUUUCUGACCUCCCCACACCUCCUAGCAUCCCGCCUUUCUUCUUCCAGCCACCUUCCUACAAAAAGGAAUCCCCAACACCCAUGUGUGUAGAUUCUCCCCCUCCUUCAUACUUACCUACCCCUCUUCCAGUCCCUCGCAGCAAUCCCCCUCCUUUAUCUGGGCAGCCCACCACUUCCAUGACAAUCCUUUCCACCAUCACAGGCAUGGCAUCUGGAAGUCUGACUUCCCAGCCCCCUUUAGGUGACAUGGACACCACUCCCCCUUCCCAAGCUGUCAUUUUGAGGUCUCCCCCAGGUUUCAGGGGGGAGCAGAGGCACCCUGCAGAGGUACCAGUCUCUAUCACCCCACCAGGGCUGAUGGUCCCUUGUCCCAGCCCAACUUUUGGCCAUCCCUUUGGCCCCCGAACCAACCCUCAGCCCACAUUUGGGACCUCUGAUGAGCAGCAGAGAGCCUCUCUCCCUGGUGCUCCUGUUUUCCCCAGCCGCCCAUUUAUGGAUUCGGCAGUCACUGCUGCUCUAGUAGGCAGAAGCUCUGCAAACAUCCAGCCAGCCUUUGACAACAAUGCUAUGGAUACCACCCCUCCCUCCCAGGCUGUCAUUUUCCAGGCUGCCCCUGUCUCCAGGGAGAACCACUAGCCAUUUCAUGUGGCUGGUCCUAGUUCUGAGAACACACCACCCAGUGCCCCAGCACGAGAUAAAGCCCCAGCCUCUCCUGCAGUCCAUCCACCAAGAGCCAGCAUAAUGCAGUCAGCUUUGCCAGGUUCCCUGUCUGCCACCACCAUCAACACACAGCCAGCCUUUGGCGACAACCCAGGUAUUCUCCCCAGGGCUGUAUCCACUACCACCGGCUUUGGCGUUGCCACCGGGGUGCCCAGCACUGGGGACAGCAGCUCGCUGUUUUCCAACACCACACCAGGCCCACUGUUGAUGGGACCUGCAGUCCUUAAGGCUGGUGGGAGUGAGGUGACCUGGGAUCCACCUGACCACAGCGCGGCUGCUGCAGCAGGAGGGGCAAACACUGGCCCAGCAUUUGGGCACAUAGCUGGUUCCACCUUGAAUCCAAAUACCUGGGGCCUACCUGGGCCGAAUACAGGUGCAAUGGUGAUGGAAGGGCAUGGGGACCCUAGUGUUCCCACUUUCCGUCACUGCACCCGGGGCCCACUUAGACACAGAAAAUCUAAGUUUAAAAGAUCCAUCACCAGGAAGAAGAAAUCUGUGUCAAGGGACAUGUCAAUUUCCAUCGUCUAUCAGAACCACACCACAUCCGCUGGAGUUGCAAGUGCGGGCAUCACGCCUGGGUUUGGACACGCUUCUAGGGCUACGUUAGUUCCAAACACAGGGGUCCACCCAUCCAGAAUCCAGCUGGUGGUGGUAUAG